AUGGCAAACACCGAACCCACCGAAUACACGCUGACGCCAGAGCUGUACGUUAACGUAACUGCGGCGAAAUGGUUUUCCACAUCUGCCGAUGUGCUGCGCUCCGUCCAAGGGUCGUUCCCAAGCGGCCCGACCGAGGACCAGCAGUUCCUGGACCUUGGUUGCGGCCCCGGGAACAUCACGCGCGACGUGCUCCUGCCCCAGUGCCCACCUUGCCGAAGACUCGUCGCCGUCGACUCGUCCGAGGACAUGCUGAAAUAUGCGAGGGAGCGUUUCUCCCACCCCAAGAUCGUCUACGACACCCUCGACAUUGUGUCUGACGACCUGUCAGAAUUCGUGGGGCGGUACGGCCUCUUCGACCGCGUCUACGCGCUCCACCUCCUCAACUGGCUGAAGGACCAGGAGCAGGCGCUCAAGAACAUCGCCAAGCUGAUGAAGCCGGGAGGAGAGGCACUCUUUACUUUCAGCGCCAGCACCCCGCAGAUGAGAUUUCGUAAGAAGUUGGCCGGAAUGCCGCGCUGGAGCAAGUACGCAAAGAUCUGCGAAAAUUGCACUCCUCCAACAGUGGGCCUUGCUGGGAAAGAGGCCCUCGUCUCUUAUAUAACUGGCAUUCUAAAAAACGCCAACUUUACUUUGUCCAUGUGCGAAGUCCCAAGUGGCCCAUACGAGCUCCAUGGAGACCUGGAGCACUUAAUCCAGGACCUGCUGGCCACAAACCCCAUAAGGGCGUUUCUGACAAAGGAAGAAGAGUUGCUCCUUCUCCAAGACGCCACCGAAGAAGCAAAGCGACUGUGGGCAGGGAAAGACACCGACGCUUCACUCUUGGCGGUCAGCGCCUAUGUGGUCCGCGCCUCUAAACCUAAACUCUGA
Messenger RNA from Ixodes scapularis (black-legged tick), 867 nucleotides. RefSeq names its product juvenile hormone acid O-methyltransferase-like. Lineage: Eukaryota; Metazoa; Arthropoda; Arachnida; Ixodida; Ixodidae. The record is from RefSeq and is a predicted model, not a curated record. The transcript has 3 exons. The coding region runs from base 1 to 867 and encodes 288 amino acids.